Molecule: messenger RNA, 10068 nt
Organism: Hyaloperonospora brassicae
Lineage: Eukaryota; Oomycota; Peronosporomycetes; Peronosporales; Peronosporaceae
Source: the annotation of a GenBank genome assembly
AUGGAAACGAAGCGCACGGUCGCGCGGUUCAUGGUGUCCAAAGUGGGCAGCUUUGUCGUCAAGGAGCGCGUGCUGUGCUUUGGUGAGUACUCGUUCUCGACGCUGGAUCGAGAGAACCAGCAGAUGACCAACACGUGGCCGUACGAAGACGUCGACGGUGCGAACGUGCUGGAAGGCGAGACGGACUUUGUGAUCCACACGCCGCGCCAUCGCGUCAAGAAGACGGUGUAUCGCUGUCAGUUCCGCAUGGACGUGCUCGUGUGCCUCUUGCGGCUGCGCAGUCACCACUGCGCCAAGACGCCCAACUGCGCGACGCCGCUGGGGCUCCAGACGCACGUGUUUGACGGCCGCAAGUGCUACUGGAGCGGCGUCGAGUCGCCGUGUGUCGUGGAGGUUCGGCCCGAUGGCAUUUACCAGCGAGAUAAGGAAGGAGACGUGAUGAGCUGCAUUCAGUAUACGAGUUUGGUCUCGAUGGACGUGAUCUGUGACGACCACGAAGCGAUUGCGCUCAACCACGCGGACAACUCGAGUCUCUUGCUCGCGCCACGACGGAAGGAGUUGGCAGUAGCUAUUGACCGCAUGAUGAAAGCGUAUGGGAUGCAGAUCAAUGAGUACCGUGAGAAAACGAUGGACAUGGCGCUGAAAGACGGCGGGUUUGUAGCGACGCUGGCGAGGACCGCAGUGUUGUUCGAGUAUCAGGUCUCGAAGGUCACGACGUCGAAAGAGCCGAGUCGCAGUGCUCUUCGGACCCUGUCGGUCUCGGAAAUGCACAUCACGGAGUUCACAGAUGCCCACACAGUGAUUUCCAGCCGCCCUCUAGUGCGGAUUUACAGUCUUGUCAUCUACCAAGACACAGUGCAAACGUUUCGAGUCGUCUACGUGGACGGAGUCAGUCGCACGUAUGAUUCAUAUCAGCGUGAGAAAAUUGUGUGCGAACUGCUAGCAUCUUGUCACGCGCUGGGCAACUUCCAAGUGGGUGUGGAGAUGGCCGAUAUGCCAGACUUUAUGCGCAUGAUCCCGCGCGAACUCAUACGAGAAGGAAGUAGGGUCGCAAGUGCUGCACCGAAUGUAAACGUGAUGGACCGAGAGCUUCGUGCUGCGCAAGCAAACAUCUUGCACUCGCUAGCGGUGCAUGGCGGUCGGAAGACAGCACGCACGCAACGACAGCUUCCUCGAGGCCUUGACGAAGAGAUGCAUUCUCUGGCGGUGGAGUUUAAUGUCAAUACACCGACAUCUGGUGUGAUUACGCAACCUAGUAAGUCGUUUGAAAAGGCGUUGUACGUCCUUGCGCGGGAGCUCCGUGACAUCGUGGCUCGACACGGUGCGAACCACGACUUCGUCAUCACGUACCUCCAAUCUCUCUAUCGUUUGAUGCUUGCACCCUCUGCCAUCAACGAGUUUGUGAAGAUCCUGACCGAGCGCGAAGAGGAGUACAUUGGAACAAUCUGUACGAUUUUGGACAGGAAGAAUGCGGUUGCUACGUACUGGAUGUUCAUGGUACUGAUCCGGCUAAUGGAGUCGAAGGAGCAUAGGUUGCAAUGUCGACAGCUUCUGUUAUCUAACAGUGUCUUUAUGAUGGCACUACUUGCACUGCUGGACGAAGAUGUUCGCACGGGAUUGUUUUUGUCGGAUCUUCCUACCAUGAAAUUGUGUCAGCUGAUUCUGUUGUUAGUGAAGGCGAAUGGUGAGAAGCCGCCAGAAGUUUUGGAAACGCUCUACCAGCAUUUGGCAACGAAAUACAGAAUGUUGCUCCGAAUUCUGUUCAGCUUUCCGGGGUUGGCUACUGUGGAAGCCUGUGUGGCCAUUUUGAGUAAAAUGACAAAGAAUCCGGCGUGUCUGCAUUUCGGUAACAUGGGAUUUCCAGUGCGGUCGAAUGAUGGAAAGAUCCCUCAGCAAACGCUCAGCUUUGGCGAGAUGCUAAAGUUUGGCUCUAGUAGCCAGCGGGAGGGUGUUGCUCCGCCGUCAAACCGUCCUUUGACAUUUUCAUCGCGAAGAAACACGUAUUUGGCGAAUCGAAACAAUACUUUCUCUUCGUCUGCGUCUGCGUCUUCCUCCGGUGGUUUGUCUGGCGUCCCAGCUAGCGCGGUGGUUGUGCAGAAUCCAGCAGUGCUCUUGCGACAAUAUCGGCAGUUUCUCGAGGCAGAAUGGGGCUCCUUGCAGAUGAGGAUCGAUCAGUAUGAUGACCCAAAGUUUUUGCGUCUUCGUUAUCGAUGUCGCAACACCUUUUUGCAGGAGCUUAUGAGUCACUUGGCGGGUAACUUUGAGGAGUUCAAGCGCGUAUAUAAAGUUGAUUGCUGUCAGUUCAGUGGAUUCAUCGGUACGGCAGAUGGACAGAGGGAAAGAACUCGGCUUUAUUUGACGCCCCGAGCCUUAGUUUCUGUGCGAAGUGUUAGCAAGCGCACCCAAGAAUUCGAGUACCGGUCAGUCCAAGAGAUAAUUGAAACGAAGACAAAUCCGGAUGCUUUUGUCGUUACGAUGAAGAGUAAGUUGAAGUUCAUCUACUCGGACCAAAGUGGCAAGAUUGUGGAGAAGAUGAAGACACUAGCUGGUGUUGUUGGAAUUCAUAUCCGGCUAAGGAUGCAGGAGAAGCUUCCAAAGCAGCCGAUGGAAAAGCCGCUGGACCAAUCCAAGUUCCAUUCGAACGAUCUGUUUGAUGUCCAGAGAUUGACGGGCCGCCAUGGGUCCACACACUUACGAAAGAGAAAGCUAUGCUUUGUGGAUGGAACGAUCGAAGAGUUCACGAACUGCUCGAAAAAAGUGUACGAUCUGAAAAACUUGCGGCGUGUGGUAGUGCCUGCGUCGGAAGGAGGCGAUGUGCAAGCUGUGGUUGUGUUGGAGUUUUUGGAUUGCAGCCGUGUUACGUACGUGCCAUACGAUAUUGAAAAGUUUCUGGCCGCAGUAUACGAUGGAUAUCGCUGCGUUGACAAUUAUGACGUAUCGCUACGCCGAGAGUUUUCGAACUUGAACCCGAGAAUGUCUACGAGAAUGUUGCUACGUGACGAGAGUGAGCGAUUUCUUUACUGCAACAAUAAUGGACUAUACAUCCCAGCACACGCGGCAGUGGAGAAAGAGUUUGAAAUGAUGAAUGCAGAAGGAGCCAGCAUCGUUUCGGCGACGAAUAGAGUCGCGUUCGCACUCGAAAACUUGAACAUGAAUGUCGAAUUGAGCGACUUCACUAAACAAUCUAUGCGUGGACGGUUAGAAAAGCUGUCAUUUAGCCAUUUGCUCGCGGGGAUUCAUAAUAUGCUCGAGUAUUCUUGCAAGCCGCCGAUCCGGACAAACGAUAUUUGUGUCAUCCUGGAAGCAUUUUGUCGCAUCAAUGACGGCUGUUAUCGGAUCUCAAUGGAGAAGUCAAACGGCGGUGCGAUGAUCAUCGUUCCAACGUUGGCUCAAAUACUGGUUUCUGGUGACCCCGUUGCAACGGUGUGGGCACUGGAUGCGCUACAUUCGCUAGUCACUGACAAAUCGCGAUCGAAUGCACACCACGCGGCUGAAAAAGCUAUUCGCAGUCAGGUGUUCGAUCACAAGAAGCUGAUUGUGCUGCUAACUGAUCUACUGGAUCGACGCAAUCCAAGCUCUACUCUCGCGGUGCUGGAACUCGUCUUGGAUGUGCUGGUCGUUUCUCGCCAUAGCACCGAUACUGUUCACUUUGAUGCCAUUAUCAAGGCACUGGGGGGAAAGUACUUACUGUUGAUCGAGUUAGCGGCUCGAACCUCGAAUGCAGGAUUGGCUGCAGCGGUUAUUUGCGUCUUGAAGGUGCUUGUUGACAAUGGCCAUCACAAAAUUCGCCGACGUAUUUGUGACGUCGCCUUGGAAUCAGGUCUCACUGUGAAGCAUUUGUACAAGGCAUUUUUUCACCCUGCUGAUAACGCAAAGGAGACAUAUCAGUACAUUGCAAGCAUAUGGGUGACUCAUCAUAAAGCCUCUCACGAAAUGUUUGCGAGAGUGCUCCCUCAUGGGUUCAUUCGAAUGAUAUCAGACCCGAUGGUUCGUAAAUUGCUAAAGAAGCAGCGAGCCCGGAAGACCGAGUCUGUGCGGAGGAGAAGCAAACAUCAGCUUCUGAACCAAGUCGAUGGGUCCGAGUGGUUCAUUCGUCGCAUGCAGCUCCAAAUCGGAACGAUAUUUUCGAGUGGCUUUACGUCUGAAAGUCGAGGGAAGGAAGAUUUAUUGCACAUGAAUUAUUCUGGCGAAUCAUCUACAGACAUGGCUUUGCUGUCGAGUAUGAUCAGCAAAGACUUUCUGCUGCCUGACUUGAUCUGGAAUGAACACACACGGACUGAAUUGGAGACUGCACUCAAGUCGGCGAUUGAAGAAUUUGAUCAACACAAAGUGGACCAAGCAGCUGUGAUUUCAUUAGUUGCCUCUCGAAAAGGAGGUAGCGAGAUCAAAUGGAACCACGCCCGAUUUUCUGUGACAUACAAAAGCAUUGCCCAGGAGCUCCGAGUUGACCGCUUCUAUCUUCGUGUUAUCAUGAAACGGAUAAAUGACGGGUCGUUGAAAUUGGCUGAAGUUGGCAAUACUGUCCGUGCAAUGGAAGCUGGGACGCACGCAGGAAAACUCACGAAGUCGAGCAGUCUCUUUUUUGCAAGCGUAGACAUUGCUAAAAACCCAGCGGCGUUUUUCAACGAGGUCUACCAAUGCUGGCUGGAGCAUCUUCAUUUGAACAAUAUUCCUCUAUCAGGAACGUGCGACUGGUCCGCAAGCGGAAGCAAUGGAUUUUCGCAACAUGUUGAAGCGCUCGGAAGCGAGCAGCAUGGUCACACGAUGCUGAAAAUUUUGAUCGAGUUAGCACGUGUAUUCCCAGAAGCUCGGUCAGUUACGGAACACAGAGCACGCUUUCUUACCGAGCUGCUACGAAAUUCGUAUUUGAUGAGCGAAAUACAAGACAUCGUGGAGUUGAUGUCUUGCGUCAGUUUGUCUAGUGAGGCAAGUGCCGAGCUGUGCACGACGAACCACAUCCAAGUGCUGCUGCAAAUGUCGAUACUUUCACACAGGCGUCCAACAGAGCUGGUUAAAAGCGGCCCAACCAGUAGAGGUCAAGGCGAUAUUCCAAUAAUGGACUCGAUGACGAUGUCCGAGUUUGAUGAGAGCUCUACCGUGCCGAUAGCAGAACUGUCGUUGUACAACGAGUCAAGAUUUGCUUUGAAAUGGAGCAUAAAGUGUAAAACUGUGGGGAACACAGAAGAAGGAAGUGCGGUCAACGGACCGUAUUCAGCAAACGGGCUGAAGGAAUUCCUGGACGCUCAUUCAUUUACCCGAUACCAUCAAAUCAGCGCACUCGACGUAUGCUGCUGCUCAUCGCAUGCUGGUGGUACUGAGCAUACUUGGAAGUCGAUGUUUGAGUAUCCAGAGUUGCGGUGGAUGGAGCUUACUGAUGAGCCUAUUGACACAAAUUGCGCGGCGUUCGCACUGAAAACGCUGAGGAACUUUAUGGUCAAAGAUCAAGGCGCAGUCCAUUCUGGAAAGUCAACGCUGUGGCCGCCUCCGUUGAUGAGCACGGUCUUGGCUAAUGCGUCUUCAUUGGCCCUUAUCGUUCAGCUUCUGCUAGUGAAUAACGCCAGUGUACGGAGAUACGUCUGCGAGAUGCUCAUGUCUCUUGACGAAGUGGAAUUGCAAGAAAUGUACAAGUACGGAGUAUUUUACUUCAUUUUCUCCACGGCUGCUAACCUGAAAGGAUCUGAAAACGUACCUGCUUUUUUGCCAGAGGCAACUUUGCUGCAACGGAUUCAUCGCACUCAGCGGUCAUUGGAGCGACAAGCAGGACGAAGCUAUUUGGUUGACAUAUUGCCGGAAUCCCUCAUAUCGGUCUUGGACUCAGAUACCCCUGAACGCUUUGCCGAUGUGUACAGUGGUCGCGCGCACGACAAGCGAGUCUUGUGGUCCUCAAAUAUGAGGAUCCAUUUGCAAGAAAUGAUGGAUGAGCAUUUGAACGAGUUCAAGGAGCAUUUGAAGGAAAACGUUGCGGCAAAGUACAGCUACACUCCGAUUCCUCCGAUCUCUUAUUUGGAGUUAUCAGGAGAUGUGUACUGCAGUGGUUUCUACCUGUCGGCCUUUAAUCGAAGCCAUUCUGAUGACGAAGAGGUCGAGAAUCCUGUGUUUCUCAUGAAGAGUGUUGAGGAAAAGUGGAGGUACUUCACUCGGCGCCAAGUUGAUGGUACGGAAGAGACUAUGGAUCACUCGGAUGCUUGCAGGAUAUUUGGCUGGAAAGAAGACGUGACUUACUCCUUGUCAGAUUUACGCAGACGUUACCGGGAGCUGUGUCGACAAGGGAUUGCAAUGGAUACCGUCCGUCAUGCAUUUGACUCAAUUUGUGCUGCAAUUGAGCGUAAAAAUGAAGCGGAUGGUGGGAGAACGUCAGACGAAGUCCGUGAGCACAUACUGCGCUCCCAACUUCGGUUAUUGGACGAAUACGGCUUCCAUUUCUCUUCAUACGAGUCUUCGACGCUGGACUUGCUCCUUAGUGUAUUGUCAUCUCAAUCGAAAGGGGAUUCUAAGUUUCGAACACUCGCGAUGAACGUGCUGCAGCGACUGCUCCAUCUCGCACCACAAAAUGGCCCGCUUUUGGUUGAGAUCGACGGCUGUUGGGAAACGAUUCUCGGCUUGGUGGAACGCUGUGCUUAUGGACACGAUGUGGCAGCAAAAGAAAGUAUGUUUUCUAUAUUGCAGCUACUACUUGUUUCUGAAGAGGGGGUCGAGUCACUUUUGGGGGGCAACAGUGCAUCAUCUGAGAAGGCGCCACCGUCCAAGGGGUUUGAAUUUACUGCCUUUGGAGAUGAUGAGAAUACUUCAUUUUUUACCGCGACCGAGUACGCAUCACAGAAAGGACCAGGCAGGUCUAGACACGCUCAGAGUGUAUAUUCCUUGCUCGAUGAUGUCAUUCUCUCGUUUGAGAACAUCCAGCCAUGGCAUAUCCAGAAGAUGUCCUUUGAUAUUGCGUCAUCGCUUUGCCGGAGCCGUGUAGUUCAAGAACAAAUCAUGACCUCCACACGAGUCUUCUGGAAAGGUCUGUAUUUGAUUUUGGCGUCAGCUGAGAGUACGUCAGGAAUCGAUAGGACUCGGGGAAGUGCGACGGCAUUGGAGAAGCAAGAACUUGAGAUGUUGGAAAGCGCCUUUGGAUCUCUUCGUUCGCUAGCUUUGGGUCCAGACGGUAGAAGCAGAUCUGCAGGGCUUGAUGCGUUAGCAAAUCUCCUUCCGAUGGACUUCCUAAACUGUCUUGAAAAGCCUAGUGGGCAUGAUUUUUGUACCAUUCUACUGUCAAACAUUCGUGAACCAACGUGUAUCUGGAACGAAAGUACGCGAGCCGAACUUUCUGAGCUCACGGAAGAGUUUUGUACUGAUUCUGAUGGCGACAUAUUGUCCUUUCUGGAGAUCGCCUCGAACCACAUGUAUGACUGCUUAAGCGCGGAACCUUUUGUUGGAGGUAUCUAUUUGCUCAUCUUGCUGGAAAAGUCGGAGGGGAACCCCACAGCAAUAACUGAAGAUAUGUUGUAUCCGACCACAGCUGUUGACUUCGUGGAGUCUCUUUUUCUGUUCUUAAACGAGAACAGAGAUCCUAAGCUCGGCAUUUAUUCUGACACACUUCCGGCGUUGGAUUGCUUGAGUCUUCUUUGCGACUUGCCAGCAUUCAGGCCUGCCAUCGUGGAGUGCUUAGAGCAACACGUCGAUGAUGUGGACCCGGUGAACGCUUCGGUUUCGGUGGCCACACUGGGUAGAUAUUUGCUUCCAUUUGAUGGCGAUGCGAAGUCGAAAGCAGUUUCGAUUUCGUCUCGUCGAUCACUGUCGACAUACGGAUUCAAUGCCAAAACCGGGUAUGAUCUUACACCUGCUUCAAUGGAAACCGAGUUUGGCAACGUGGAUUAUCUGGCUCGUCAAGAGCUUGCGCUGCUUAUUUUGAACAAAAUCUGUGGAUUCGAUUGUAACCUAGAACGGAUGUUGGCGCCUUUCUGCCAGUUUACGUGGUGUCUUCAGGUGAUUACGGAUCAUCUCGACUACGAGCAAGCUUUCUAUGCCCUGUCCUGCUUGGCUGAGCUAUGUGACACAUGUCUUGCAAUAGCCGAGUACAUCGAGAUGAGUGGACUGUGGGUUGAGGUCUUGGGAAUCGCACUUCAGUCCAGGCAGCACGUCCUUCAUGAGCACUUUCUUCGAGCUGAAGCUCUCCGGGAACCUGCAUUUGAAGUUUUGUACGCACUAUUGACGAAAGACAUAGCUUUGCGAGAGAAGAUGUAUCGGGCGCUUUGCCGUUUCCUUCCGUACGCAAUUGUAUACCAAAUUCACUUGGAUCCGAACAAGGCGACUCGGUUCUUUGACGACAACCACGAGAAGAGUGAUUUGAUUUGGAACUCUCACAGGCGAACCGAAGUACGUAAGAAGGUCGAUGCAAUCAUUUGUCGAAAUCGAGUGGAACGGUCGAUAGCAAAGCGGGACUCGGUUUUGCUCGACGACGAGACUGACUUCAUCCCGCUUCCGCAAAAUUUUGUGGCAGGUCUUUAUAUCGAUCGUUUCUUGUCUCGACCGGACCCAGACAAACUGACCAAUCCGGCAUAUAAUUUGGAGUUGCUUUUCCAGAUAUGGAGAACUCAACUGGACAAGCUAAUGGGCUUUGAUCUGCAAAAUCCGCCGGAUGACCUCCAAGCGGUUGUCGAUGAAAUUGACCGGUACACGAUUGCGAUAACGCAUAUUCUGCGGGCAUCACUUGAUAUUGACGAGAACAUUGCUAAUGAUCGCAUACCCGAACAAAUCGUGAAGCUCGUACGCCACUGCAAUCAGCAUUUGAUCACAAGCUUCCCGUAUCGCUGCAUUUUACGUGUCGCGCGGCGCUUGGUGCAGUUUCCGGAAAUGACUUCGAAAGACUUUGUUGAACUGCUAAUCUGCCGGAUCACGCUAAAGCAUCCGGACAUUCCGAACAUACUGAAAGUGCUCCGUCGUGUGUUGGAAGCACGCAACACGGCAUUGACAGAAUGCGAGACGAAGGAGGAUCCCGAUUAUUGGUUGAAAGACCUCAUGUACUAUCCCCAAAUGCUGGCAUUCUUGGAGGGGAUGGUAGAAAACAAGGAUGAGGUCGAAGCUUCUCUCUUGUCCAACGUGAACCGUGUGUUGCGCAUCAUCCACGCUGAAGAACCGAAGGAAACCCAGGUGAAGCAUUUAUCUCGUAGCUUGAUGGGACGCUGGCACAACUUCACGCUGGAGAGCAGAAUGUCGACGCUCCGAAACACGACUGUGACUGGGCAGCCUGAAGCGAAGCCACAAACAGACGCGACUGCAGUGACCAUGAAACCGGCCGAUUUGCACAAGUUGCGUACGCCGAGUUACAACGUGGAUGUGGCGAGCGAGCGGUUAUCAGAUAUCGCCAGCACUCGAAGCUUCGAUGUGGAUGGAGAGAGAGAGCCGUCCAUCCGUGUCGAUAUCAAAGGGACACCUGAUGACCGUGAAAUCGACAUAGAUGGUACGUUUAUCCAAGCUCCCCCGAAGAGCAUUAACUUUACGGACGGUACAGUAGAGGUAGGAGACACGACUAUCGCACCUCGAAGCUUCCAGUACAAGGGUGAAUAUGCGCGUGAUUCGCCCUUGCCAUCUCCAACAUCGCAUCGCUACUCGACGCUGGGAGCUCGGUAUGAACCGAUCGACUCUCAGUAUCACUCGAAGAAGGCAGCCGAGUACGACGAGCACAUCGAUGACGAGGACAUCUUUGCUACGCGUUCACGUCGUGGAAGUGUCCCUUUUGAGCCAGAGAACGACAGCGUCAUGAGGACGAACGGACUGCCUUCUGCUACUGCUGGAGGAGGCGGCGGCGGUAUUCCCAUGAGCAGCAUCAACGUGAGCAAUACAUACGACUCCCAAGCGCCAGCGACCCAUCGACAGUCACAAGCGCCAAGCAACGCGCCAUCGGAGGCAACAGGCAGCAUGAGCACUGACCGGCGCUACUCGUUGCUGGACUCGUGGAAACCGCCAAGCUCGGUGGCGCCAAGCUCUUCGCUCACGUCGCUCACGAUUUCUCGACGAGGACGCCGAGCUGCUGCUGUCUAUAGCCGAUGCAAGUCAAAAGGCAAAAAGAAGUGGUUUAAUCGUUAG